GAUAUCUCAAAAGAAACACCAACUUUUUUAAAAAAAUGGCUUCUGCUUUCCCUUUAUCACCAGCAUUUGUAGCUGCUUUUCUUCUUGCUCUGAGCUGCUUUUGGUCCCUUCCUGAGUUUUCUGCUGCUGCAGCAAGUGGUGUUACAAGGCACUACAAAUUUGAUAUAAAGUUGAAAAAUGUGACUCGGCUUUGCCAGACAAAGAGCAUUGUGGCUGUGAAUGGGAAAUUCCCUGGUCCUAGAAUUAUUGCUAGAGAGGGGGACAGGAUUUUGGUUAAGGUGGUCAAUCAUGUUCAGAACAACAUCAGCCUCCAUUGGCAUGGGAUCAGACAAUUGCAGAGUGGAUGGGCAGAUGGGCCAUCAUAUAUCACACAGUGCCCUAUUCAAACUAACCAGAGUUAUGUGUACAACUUCACCAUAACUGGCCAAAGGGGAACUCUCUUCUGGCAUGCUCACAUCUCAUGGCUAAGAGCUACUGUCUAUGGACCCCUCAUUAUCCUCCCUAAGCACAAUGCUUCCUACCCUUUUCCCAAACCCCACAAAGAAGUUCCCAUCAUUUUUGGUGAGUGGUGGAAGGCUGAUCCAGAGGCUGUUAUUCGCCAGGCUCUUCAGACUGGAGCAGGUCCAAAUGUCUCUGAAGCCUACACAAUUAAUGGACUUCCAGGGCCAUUGUACAAUUGUUCCAAAAAGGACACUUUCAGGCUAAAGGUGAAGCCAGGCAAGACCUACCUCUUGCGUUUGAUCAACGCUGCAGUCAAUGAUGAACUGUUUUUCAGCAUAGCAAACCACAGCCUGACAGUAGUGGAAGCAGAUGCUCUUUAUGUCAAGCCCUUCAAGACUGAUAUUUUGCUCAUCACUCCAGGCCAAACCACCAAUGUGCUUCUCAGGACAAAGCCAAGCUACCCAAAUGCCACUUUCCUCAUGCUUGCUAGGCCUUAUUUCACAGGCAUGGGCACUUUUGACAAUUCCACUGUGGCUGGAAUCCUUGAAUAUAAAAACCCUUCAAAUCCCUCUGCCUCCACUUCCCUAAAAAACCCUCCUCUUUUAAAGCCAACCCUUCCCCAAAUCAAUGCCACCUCAUUUGUUGCAAAUUUUUCAGCAAAAUUCAGGAGUUUGGCUAAUUCCAAAUUCCCAGCCAAUGUGCCGAAAACUGUCCAAAAACGCUUCUUCUUCACAGUAGGCCUUGGAACCAACCCAUGCCCCAAAAACCAGACAUGCCAAGGGCCUAACAACAGCAGCAAAUUUGCAGCUUCUUUUAACAAUAUUUCCUUUAUUCUUCCCACAACAGCCCUCCUUCAAUCUCAUUUCUUUGGCAAAUCCAAUGGAGUUUUCACCACAGAUUUUCCCACCAAUCCUCUCCAGCCAUUCAACUACACAGGCACUCCAUCCAACAACACCAACACCAAUGUGAGCAAUGGGACAAAAGCGGUGGUGCUCAAGUUUAAUACUAGUGUGGAAGUGGUGCUUCAGGGCACUGGCAUUUUGGGUGCUGAGAGCCACCCUGUCCAUCUUCAUGGCUUCAACUUCUUUGUUGUUGGACAAGGUUUUGGAAACUUUAACCCUAACAAAGACCCUGCCAGCUUCAACCUUGUUGAUCCUGUUGAAAGGAACACUAUUGGAGUGCCUUCGGGGGGUUGGGCGGCUAUCCGAUUUCUGGCGGACAAUCCAGGGGUUUGGCUACUGCACUGCCACUUUGAUGUCCAUUUGAGUUGGGGACUAAGGAUGGCAUGGGUAGUCCAGGAUGGGAAGCUCCCUAAUCAGAAACUGCCUCCUCCACCGUCGGAUCUUCCCAAGUGUUGACCGUUGAUUCUUUUUUUCGGAUACAAUGAGGCUCCUUAUACAUUUAUCUCUCUGUCUUUUUUUCUUUUGGUAACUUAAAUUUUUUGUUUUCAUUUGCGCCCUAUAGAGUAGCCAAAGGCUUGCAACAUUUGGCACCAUCCCCUGAAAAUGGAAGGAAAUUGUGGAGAUUUUGUGUUAGCCGGAACAUUGAUGCUUUUGUUGGAAAUAAAUAAUAAUGCAAUUUUACAUUGAUA
Messenger RNA from Prunus mume (Japanese apricot), 2032 nucleotides. RefSeq names its product laccase 2 (gene LAC2). Lineage: Eukaryota; Viridiplantae; Streptophyta; Magnoliopsida; Rosales; Rosaceae. Gene Ontology annotation, biological process: lignin catabolic process. Gene Ontology annotation, molecular function: copper ion binding; hydroquinone:oxygen oxidoreductase activity. The record is from RefSeq and is a predicted model, not a curated record. Gene Ontology annotation, cellular component: apoplast.